CUUGCUCCGGGAGGCCCCCCCAGGUAGAGCGACGGUGAAGUCUCCCCUUCCCAGUAAAUAGGUCCCUCCCACAGCCCAUCACAGGUCGAUCCCAGUACUGGAUCCAUAGAAGGGUUAUCCUUCCGUUGAUUCCCUCCUCCCAUCCCAGCUUUCCCCCCCUUUUCUGUUUCAAUUUUAGCUAAAACCCGAGACUCCGAAGUGGAACAGCUCUCGGACAGAGCCUCGGGCAGAUUUGGGGGUUGGGGAGAGUUAAGCCCUGAGGGAGUUUUUCUCCUACAAUCCUGAGGCUAGCCAGGAAGGUCUCGAGUUCACGAGAGAGCCUGGAGGAAAGAAGCUGCCCAGUCCAAGCGUCCCCCUGGGGAGCAGUUCGUGUCGAGUAACUCUAUGGAGACCCAGGCUCCCCGCAUCCUGAAUUUGGAGCCUUCGGGGUCUAUGCCCCACGGAGAACUACCGCCAGCUGAAGAGAGCCCCGAUCCGGGAGCCUUACAGCUGGGAGAGGGCGGCGGCGGUAGCUGCCACAACUGCCCGGACGCUCCGGCUCGGAGCCCGCCCUCUCGGCCUAGGAGCAGCCCCCAAGUGCCCGAAAGAGAUGCCACUUUCUUGGAGCAGGAACUGCUGGAUGCCCGACGCUGCUGCCGUGCCCGUUCCUUCUCCCUGCCUCCGAGCCCCAUUCUGGAAGCAGCCAAGCUACUGCAGCGGCAGCGGCUGCAGCCUCAGUCCGAGGACCCCGGGGCCGAGUGGGGCUCAGGGGACCGAGAGGAGGAGCUGCUGAGCCCCGGAGCCUGUUGCACUAAGUGCAAGAAGCGGGUGCAGUUCGCGGAUUCUCUGGGGCUCAGCCUGGCCAGCGUAAAGCACUUCAGCGCGGCCGAGGAGCCUCAGGUGCCCCCAGCCGUGCUCUCUCGCCUCAAGAGCUUCCCCAUGCGGGAGCGGGACCUGGAGCAGAUCGGGGACCUGUUGGCGGUGGCCUUCUCCCCGCUCCUGCCGCAGGGGAGCCGCCCCAGCCCAGCCGGAGCCCCGGCCCCGGCCCUGCCCCGCCUGCAGCCUCUCUUCCAGCUGCCCCGGCCCGGGGGAGCCACAGCCUCCGAGCGCCUCCAUCUGCAGCGGGUGUGCCUGGAGCGGGUGGAGUGCGGCGCGCCUCCCGCCGACGAAGUGAAGGGCUCGGGCCGGGUGCUGAGCUGCUCCGGGCCGCGGGACGUGACCGUGCGCUACACCUUCACCGAAUGGCGCUCCUUCCUGGACGUGCCCGCCACGCUGCAGCCCGGCCGGCCGGCACCGGCGCGGGGGCCGGAGGAGCGAAGCGGACCGAGUCGCCGGGACUCGGGCCCCGGGGGACCCGAGGCGGCGGCCGGGGACCCCCCCGAGCCCGACACCGAGCGCUUUCACUUCUCCCUGUACUUGCCUCCGGGGCUGCUGGGGGACGGGGAGGAGCAGCAAGCCUGCGAGGUCCACUUCGCGGUCUGUUACCGCUGCGCGCUGGGCGAGUUCUGGGACAACAACGCCGGGGCCAAUUACACCCUGCGCUACUCUCCCAGAAGCCGCCCGCUGCCGCCUCCCGGCCCCGCGCCUGCCGAGGGCGGCCUGUAGGGCCCUCGCGGAACCGCGGUCCCCGCCUCUUUCCUCUUGCUCCCAAAGGCAAACAUUUGUCUGGUGGUCAGACUGGAA
Molecule: messenger RNA, 1662 nt
Organism: Sarcophilus harrisii (Tasmanian devil)
Lineage: Eukaryota; Metazoa; Chordata; Mammalia; Dasyuromorphia; Dasyuridae
Gene: PPP1R3G
Product: protein phosphatase 1 regulatory subunit 3G
Exons: 1
Coding region: 385-1584 (399 amino acids)
Biological process (GO): regulation of glycogen biosynthetic process
Cellular component (GO): protein phosphatase type 1 complex
Molecular function (GO): glycogen binding; protein phosphatase 1 binding
Source: RefSeq, a predicted model, not a curated record